Molecule: messenger RNA, 1445 nt
Organism: Culex pipiens pallens (northern house mosquito)
Lineage: Eukaryota; Metazoa; Arthropoda; Insecta; Diptera; Culicidae
Product: luciferin sulfotransferase-like
Exons: 5
Coding region: 37-1044 (335 amino acids)
Biological process (GO): sulfation
Cellular component (GO): cytoplasm
Molecular function (GO): sulfotransferase activity
Source: RefSeq, a predicted model, not a curated record
UACAAUCCUGCUCAGUACCAAACUAGCCAGCACACGAUGAGCUUCGAGUACAGUGAAAUUACAGAUCCCAUUUAUCUUGCGACUCGGCAGGAACGCAACGAGCCAAACUAUGUCCUAGUGAGGCCUACGGAUUGCUCCAAGAUUCCCAUCCGGGAUUCUAGCUGGAAGCCGAAACCAAGCUGUCUUACAGAAGCUUUCAAAUCGCUUGACAACGAUUUACGAAAGCUGGAGAUUCUUCCGGACGAUGUUUGGGUGGCGUCGUAUCCGAAAAGUGGAACUACCUGGUGCCAGGAGAUGGUUUGGCUGAUCUGCAACGACUUGAACUACGAACGAGCAGCGGAAGUCGAUUUGAUGCAGCGAUUUCCUUCCAUAAGCAUAAGCGGACUCUUUAGUCACCCCGGUAAGCAUCGUCCUUUCAAAACAGUUCGGGAAAUGCCCUUACCACGGUUCAUAAAGACUCACGUGCCCGUGGGACUUCUUCCGGAAGCAAUUUGGACUGUAAAACCAAAGAUUGUGUACGUCCAUCGGAAUCCCAAAUCGGUCGCAGUGUCCUUCUAUCAUCAUUCAGCUUCGUUCACCGGAUACAAGGGAACGCUGGAGGAUUUCACCCGCUCAUUCAUGCGAGACCUUCAGCUCUACUCUCCCUACCAUGAGCACGUUAUCGAGUACAACCAGCUGAGUCACCUUGAUAACGUGCUAGUUUUAAAGUAUGAAGAUAUGAAGCAGGACUUACUUCCAGUUCUAAGAAGAGUUUGCAAAUUUUUCAACAAGUGCUACAGCGACGAGCAGUUGGCAACUUUGUCCAAACAUCUAUCCUUCGAAUCAAUGAAGGACAAUCCGGCGGUUAACUUUAGCCGAAUGGUGGAUCCGCGAACCGGUUUCAGGAUACCUUCAAUGGAUGCUCUUCCAGAGAAUAAACGAUUCAUGCGCAAAGGAAAAGCAGACAGUUACAAGGAGGAACUUUCACUGGAACUGCAAAAAGAGAUCGAAGAAUGGACUCAUGAUAAGGUUAAAUCCCCGGAACAACUUAAACUAUUCCUGUAAUCCUAGGAUAUUCAAAAUAAUUCAACAAAAAUCAUAAAAGUGUUUAACUUUAACUGAGUUAGUUAUUAGAUAUAAGCAUGGAUAUUUUACAAAUUUGUAUUAUUUUGUGUACCAAUAUCCAAUCGGACUGAUCGGGUCGUUGCAUUUCUCAGUGGGUGGUAGCGUUCAUAACUCGUCCAACGAAGAAUAUACAGGUUUCCAUCAUCAAGGAUUACUGACCAGUCUGAGUGUAAUAACCAGAAUUACUAGAAAUAUGUCACGGAUUACUUUUGAUUUCCCAAAAUUACUUGAAAUUACCAGAAACCACUCGGAAUUACACAAAAUUAAAAUUAAAGGUUUCCAUACAAAGUCCUUUAAAUAACCGAGUCUGGACUGAAUAAUAUUUACUUGUUUACCAACAG